Molecule: messenger RNA, 2259 nt
Organism: Saccostrea cuccullata (small rock oyster)
Lineage: Eukaryota; Metazoa; Mollusca; Bivalvia; Ostreida; Ostreidae
Product: kyphoscoliosis peptidase-like
Exons: 5
Coding region: 1-2259 (752 amino acids)
Cellular component (GO): cytoplasm
Source: RefSeq, a predicted model, not a curated record
AUGGGGUGUUGUGCAUCAACAAAAGUUAGUGCAUCAACAUGGGUUGGUGUAAAAGAUGACCAAAGGACUCCCUUACUUACUGCAGAAGAUAGCAUUCAAGAACCAUCAAAAGUAAACGGAGGUACUCUAGCCGAAAAAAGCCAAAAACCGAUAGAAAAUAACUUAGUGAGAUCAGUAGAAAAGCGACAAAAACCGACAGAAGAAAAAUCAGUUCAAUCGGUAGAAAACAGUAAAGGGACGAUAGAAGAUGAUUUUAUUACUUCGACAGAAAGCAGUCAAAAUAAACAAAUUACUCCAGCGGAAAAUAGACAAAAAUCAACAGAAGAUGAUGUAAUUCCGGCAGAAAACGGACAAAAACCAACAGAGGAUGAUUUAAUUACUUCAGAAGAUAACAAACAAAAACUGAUAGAUGAAAGAGUGAAUGAAAACGGUCAAAAACUCUCAGAAGAUAACUUUAUUAGUCCUGCCAAAGAGGAUCAAACGCUAAGAUCGCCCAGUUACUGUGGAAGAAAAUGGCCAAACACCAAUAGAAAAUCGCCCAGUUACUGUGGAAGAAAAUCACCAAAAAGCAAUAGAAGAUCGCCCUGUUACUGUGGAAGAAAAUCCACAAAAGUCAAAAUAAGACAGGAAAACGAUAAGACAGAAAACAGGAAAACGAACCAAACAGAAAAAGACGAGAAAGGGGUCUAUGAAUUAGUUGAUGCGCAUGCAAUAAAUGCACCAAAACAUGUAAAUACUUCCGUAAAUAGCUUGACUGAAUAUCUGAUUAAAGGAGCAAAGUCGGACAAAGAAAAGGUUCGAGCUUUUUAUAUAUGGAUAGCCAACAAUAUUGAAUAUGACACAGAUGCAUACUUUGGCGGGAAUUACGGGGGGACAGACGCUGAUUCAGUAUUAAAACACGGGAAAUCAGUGUGUAGUGGUUAUGCCAACUUGUUCGAAGCCUUCUGCAAAAUUGCAGGGAUACAGGUGCAAGUUAUUUCUGGAUUCUCAAAAGGGUACAGCUAUUCCCCAGAAAAACCCUUUACACCAAACACAAAGACUAAUCAUGCCUGGAAUGCGGUGUUUAUAGAAAAUAAGUGGCAAUUCAUCGAGUGUACAUGGGGUGCUGGGCAUUUGAACAAUGCAGGGGAAUUUCAAAAACAAUUCAACAACUUCUAUUUUCUGACAAAUCCUAGACAUUUAAUUGUCGAUCACUUUCCAUUUGAGUACAAUGAUGAGGAAUUUAGCAAGAAAUGGCAACUGCUUAAAAAUCCCAUCUCCCUUGAUGAGUUUAACAGGAAUAUUAAACUUUAUAGCAAAUCAAUCGAGUGGGAUAUUCAUCCAAAGUCGCACAAGUAUGGUGUCAUUGAAGUCAAAGGUUCUGUUGAAAUUACCAUAGAAGACAAAAAAGGACAUCUAUUUAAUACAUCCUUUGUAUUCUAUGAAUACCCGAGUGGGGAAAGAGUAGAGGAAUAUGGAUUCUUGCGAAAGGAAUCUGCAUAUGAAAUAAAACUCACCCUUAACCCACCAAAAGUUAAAUCUUACAGGGCUGAAUUAUAUGGUAAUAUAGACCCGUCUCAGAAAAGCUUAGAUCACCUUAUGACGUACGCUAUCAAGUGUACACAGGCAGCCAAUGUAAGUCCUUAUCCACGACGUACUGAGCAAUGGGGAUUUAGCCAGAAAGCUUAUGAUAAUGGAUUUUUAAAGUCAGACCAAUUCAAAAUACCAGCGCUACAGCAAAGCAGUAAUGGCCAACUGGAACUUAAUCUGAGAACAACUAGGAAUGUACCCUCCAUGGUAAAACUCUCACAUGCCAAAUAUGAUUUAGGGAAAAAGUUUGCUUUCGUCACAAGUGGAAAAGACUUUUUGAAGAUAAACCUGAAAUUUCCAUCCAUCGGAUAUUAUCAAUUGAUGCUUAUGUGUGAAGAAGAAAAAGGUACAGACGACCGUUACCAUGAAAUGGGAAAUCUCUUAGUUGAGUGUAAGAGUCCAGCUGACUCUUGUAUUCCUUUUCCAGUAGCAAGUUCAAAAGCCCAGGAAUAUCUUUGCAUACUAAUUGAGCCGUUAAACGGGCAAUUACCUGCUAACCAGCAGGUAAAAUUCAAAUUUCAGUCUCCCGUUGUUAAAAAAGCUAUAGCAGCUAAAGAGGACAUGAAACAAAAUGGAGACGAGUGGUCUGCUGUGAUCACAACCCCUGGACCUGGAGGUAGUGUUCAGAUAAGUGGAAAUGAUACUGACGAGAAUAGGUUCUGGGGACUAUUUACCUUUGAAAUUAUAUGA